Molecule: messenger RNA, 441 nt
Organism: Echinostoma caproni
Lineage: Eukaryota; Metazoa; Platyhelminthes; Trematoda; Plagiorchiida; Echinostomatidae
Source: the annotation of a GenBank genome assembly
AUGAUUACCCCCGACCAUAAGCACUCCAUAGAUAGCGAGGCACUCUGGGCCCAAAUCAGGGCUCCUGAGUUCAUGCCGGAGGACCCAGAAGCAUUCCUCGCACUUCUGGAAUCGCGAUUCCACGAGGCUCGCAUCACCGGGCAACUAUCCCGUUACCAUAAGCUGUUAUCCGCGAUCCCGCGCGACAUGCUUAUCAACUUCAGGGAUAUUUACAUGAAUAUCCCUGCGCACAACCCGUACGACGUGCUCAAAGAAGCACUUCUUCGUCGUAUGGCAGUUUCCGAAGAGAAGCGCAUCCAGCUCCUCCUGUCAGGGAUCCAAUUGGGAAACCUCAAACCGUCCCAGUUGCUGCGCCAAAUGCGCGCGUUAGUCGGCAACACCACACUGGACGACUCCGUACUACGCCAGAUUUGGCUUCAACGGCUUCCGCCAUACGUACAG